Molecule: messenger RNA, 1114 nt
Organism: Caenorhabditis angaria
Lineage: Eukaryota; Metazoa; Nematoda; Chromadorea; Rhabditida; Rhabditidae
Source: the annotation of a GenBank genome assembly
AUGCGUGUAUUUUUAAUAAACACAACAAUCUUACAAAUUAUUGUUUGCAUAUUAACCACUUUUCUGCAAGCAAGGUAGGUAUUACAAUAUAUUUUAAUUGAAAAAAAAACAACCAUGAUUAUUCAGAGUUGUUCCAAAUAAAAAAACUGUCAGUUUAUUAUGUCUAGGACCAUGCAAGUAUUUUGGACAGCAAUUGUGCGCAAUCAUCUAUAAGAUGCACCAGGUUAACUUCAAACGGUGGAAAUUGAAAUUGAAACCAGUGAAUUUUUUCAGAUGACUCAUAUUGCGAGUGCAACUUCGAUUCUUCUUUCAUUUUUCUAUAGAUUCAAACUUUUGAAGACCGGAGGAAUUAGAAUGUCAAAAACAUGUGUAUAUUUUGUCAUCAGCUAUCUAAUUCCAUUGAUUGGUUUAAUAUUAUCACUUAUAUCCGCAUCAGAUUUGAAUGAAAUAACUGCCGAACUUCAAAAACUUCAUCCAACAUAUCAAACUUCGAACUAUGCAAUUGUCGGAUAUUCUGAUGUUGAAGGACCUACUGCUGCCAUAAACUCUUUAUUUUAUGCAAUAACAAUAUAUUUGAGUCCAGUUUUAGCUUUUUAUUAUCGAAAAAAAAUUCUGAAUUUUCUCGAUCGAUCAAAAAAGGAAAUUCGAUCAGAGAAAAUAAAUCAGUCAAAGAGUAUGAUUAUGGUACGUUCAUUAUGGUAAUUAAUAGAUCAUUUUCGUAUUUUUUUAUUUUAGGGGUUGACUAUCCAAUCAAUAUUUCCACUCAUAUCUUAUAUACCAGUUUUAACAUAUUAUGCAUACUCAACUUAUGGAAAUGUUAUCAGCAAUAUGCUUCUGGAAUAUAUAGUUAGUGUGAUAUCAAUACUGUUCACUAUUGUUGAUCCAGUUUUAACAAUUUAUUUUGUUUUACCAUAUCGACGUGCGGUCAAAAAAUUCUGGACUGGUGAAAAACCAUCACCUGGGCUCAAAAUAUUAGUUUCGGAUACACAUGAAACAGUCGGUUUACUUUUUCUUUAUAUAUGAAUAUUUUUGAUUAUUUAUACUAUUUUUUUUUCAGGUCUUCACAGUCCAACGCGUAGGUGUUGAUCACUUUCAACCAAUCAUAGAAAAUUGA